This is a messenger RNA of Pseudocercospora fijiensis CIRAD86, 468 nucleotides long. RefSeq lists its product as uncharacterized. The record is from RefSeq and is a predicted model, not a curated record. The transcript is spliced from 7 exons. The coding region runs from base 1 to 468 and encodes 155 amino acids. NCBI's taxonomy places the organism in Eukaryota, Fungi, Ascomycota, Dothideomycetes, Mycosphaerellales, Mycosphaerellaceae.
AUGGAUAUGGCUUCUAGCCGUGCCGGCAGAAACACUCAUCUCACUUCGCAUCUCCUCAAAACGUACGCCGAAGUGCAUUACAGCCAUCGCAGGAUCACAUUGGGCGACAUCGGCAUGCUCGCCAAGGCAUACUUACAAAUCACAUUCAAGCUCGAAGCCAAGGCAGAAGAUCUCUGGUCCGUGGAGCUUAAGGAGCGCUUUCUGUUAAAUGUUCAAGAGAUACGAAUCGCCAAUGUGAAGGCCGAGCCGCUUCCACGACAAGCGGCCGGGUACUGCAUGAACAGUGCAAGCACUCUACCCGAACAAUAUAUCAGAAGAAUUCAUGCAAUGGAGCCCAGCGGGCACGCUGCUUUCAUGAACCUUGCAUCAUGGUUAACUACCUUUCAUUUCAGCGGCUGGAUUGACGACGACGACACAGAGACAGGCGACGAAUUCAUAGAGAUCCUCGCCGGCGCCCCUUAUCUCUAG